AUGGAUCCUGCCCCAAGCGGCAUCGACCGUCCCUCGAGCCCUCAACAUGAUACCACCCUCAGCAACAACGGCAACUCACGCGAUGCCGGCAUCGCGAAUGACUCGGGCACGCCAGCCCCUGGCCUAGAUUCCGACACCACUCUGCCCGCCGACUUGAGCCCCAUCAACAUCUCGCAGCCUGUCGAAGAGGACGGACAAUCGCCGCCAUCAUCCGCACCCUCCCUUCAGGCAGACACGCAAGACAACGUGUCGCUCCCGUCUGUUCAUCCGGCCGAGCAUGUUGAAGACGAGGACAGGGCCGAAACCCUUGGAGACGCCCGGGAAACCAGCGACGAUAACGAACAAGCUCGAUCAGUCGAAGAGGCAACGCAGAGCAGUCAGUCAGCUUUGCUUGACGUUCCCGCGGACGAUACUCCAAGCGAUAGGCCCACUGUGCUCGAAGCUGCAGUGGAUGCUCCCGAGGCACCAGCCAUUACAAACCAGACAGGCGCGGCCACAUCUUCAGACGACACUGUGCAGGAAGAGGAGGAGAACAACGACGAUGACGAUCAUCUGCUUGAGACACCAGAAGAGACACCCCAGGAGAGGCGGCUCACGCUGUUGGAAGCCCUGAAUGAGACGAGAGAGUCCGCCGAUCACUACUCGAGCACGAUCACUCCUGAUACCACCAACGAGCACCAAGGCAAUCAUGCUGCGCAGGUAGACACUUCGCCCCCUUUGCCAGCGUCGCCCCCGCCGCCUCCGCCACACGCACGGCCGGCUACUCACAGGUCGACCUCGGAAUUCAUUCUUCCACGAUGGCAACCUGACGCCGAGGUCACCUUGUGUCCGAUCUGUUCUACGCAGUUUGGCAUCUUUGUUCGCAAGCACCAUUGCCGAAAAUGCGGUCGGGUCGUUUGCAACGCUUGCUCGCCGCAUCGGAUCGUCAUCCCUCAUCAGUAUAUUGUGCGCCCUCCUGGAGAAUAUCCAUUCCCGCCUUUUCCUCCAGCCGGCGAUGGAGGCCACCUCGCCGAUCUGAGCGGCAUCGCGGGAGGCGAACGAGUGCGGCUCUGCAACCCAUGUGUGCCCGAUCCGAAUAUGACUCCCCCCCAGUCGCAAGGCUACCCAGGUAGCAUGUCCCCGAGACCAUCUCACCAGCGGUCGCACAGCAGCGCGGACACGCCGGCGGGGAUCGAGAGCAGCAGCAGCCAUUUCCAGCCGUACCCAUUCUCGUCACGAGCCGAGUCGCAUGCCAGGACCAGAAGCAUCACCAUGAAUUCUGGUGCAGGCCCAUCAGGACAGAGCGGCUACUACUCACGCUCCGCUCGCGCCGCUGGCGACCGUCCGAUGUACUACUCAGCCUCGUACUCUUCCUCGUCUGCUGACCCACGCCACGGCUCUCGACGACAGAGCCGUGAUGGCCAUGGACUCCAGUCCGCAAUCAACAGACCACUGCCGCCCGCACCACAGAUACCGGAAGAGGACGAAUGUCCGGUAUGCCAUCUGGAGCUGCCAUCACGAGAUCUGCCAGAUGCCGACGCUCGACGCGAGGCCCACAUCAACGACUGCAUCACAUACCAUAGCACUUACAACCCACGGCGCGCCACCAUGAUGGGCUCUGGUGGAGCGCACGGCACCCCUCCGCCCCGGACCGAGCGGCGCACGGGCAUGUUUCCGUAUAUAGCCACAGAGAAGGACUGCGUCGAUGAUGCCGAGUGCACCAUCUGCUUCGAGGAGUACCAGGCGGGCGAUCCAAUGUGUCGUCUCGAAUGUCUCUGUCGGUUCCAUCGCGUCUGCAUUUCUGCCUGGUUCGAAACGCACCCGGGUCGCUGCCCCGUGCACCAGCACGACAGCUACGGAUACUGA
Microdochium trichocladiopsis is the source of this 1845-nucleotide messenger RNA. RefSeq lists its product as uncharacterized. The coding region runs from base 1 to 1845 and encodes 614 amino acids. The transcript has 3 exons. The record is from RefSeq and is a predicted model, not a curated record. Lineage: Eukaryota; Fungi; Ascomycota; Sordariomycetes; Xylariales; Microdochiaceae. Gene Ontology annotation, molecular function: metal ion binding.